Arvicola amphibius (Eurasian water vole) is the source of this 2590-nucleotide messenger RNA. RefSeq names its product elongation factor for RNA polymerase II (gene Ell). Gene Ontology annotation, molecular function: cis-regulatory region sequence-specific DNA binding. The transcript is spliced from 11 exons. The coding region runs from base 27 to 1997 and encodes 656 amino acids. NCBI's taxonomy places the organism in Eukaryota, Metazoa, Chordata, Mammalia, Rodentia, Cricetidae. Gene Ontology annotation, biological process: transcription elongation by RNA polymerase II; snRNA transcription by RNA polymerase II; positive regulation of transcription elongation by RNA polymerase II. The record is from RefSeq and is a predicted model, not a curated record. Gene Ontology annotation, cellular component: transcription elongation factor complex.
AGGGGGCGGGGAGUGAUGGUUACAAGAUGGCGGCGCUGAAGGAGGCUCGGAGCUACGGGCUGUCGUGCGGGCGCGUGAGCGACGGCAGCAGGGUGUCGGUGUUCCACGUGAAACUCACCGACAGUGCCCUGAAGGCUUUCGAGAGCUACCGGGCUCACCAGGAUUCUGUGUCACUGAGACCAUCCAUCCGAUUUGAAGGAAGCCAAGGACACAUCUCCAUACCCCAGCCUGACUGCCCCGAGGAGGUGCGGGCCUUCUCCUUCUACCUCUCCAACAUUGGCCGAGACAGCCCUCAGGGCAGCUUUGACUGCAUCCAACAAUAUGUCUCCAGCCAUGGGGAUGUUCACUUGGACUGUCUGGGCAGCAUCCAGGAUAAGGUCACAGUGUGUGCCACUGAUGACUCCUACCAGAAGGCUCGGCAGAGCAUGGCGCAGGCAGAGGAGGAGACUCGGAGCCGAAGUGCCAUUGUCAUUAAGGCUGGAGGCCGCUAUAUGGGCAAGAAAGUUCAGUUCCGGAAGCCAGCGCCAGGGACAGCUGAUGCGGUGCCCUCCCGGAAACGGGCCACCCCCAUCAACCUGGCCAGUGCCAUCAGAAAGAGCGGUGGGAGCGGAGCCAGCAGUGUGGUGCAGAGGCCCUUUCGAGACCGGGUGCUGCACCUCCUGGCCCUGAGGCCCUACAGGAAGGCUGAGCUGCUGCUGAGGCUACAGAAGGACGGUCUGACGCAGGCAGACAAGGACACCCUGGACAGCCUGCUGCAGCAGAAAGCUGUGUCAGCCACAGAGUGCCAACUCAGACUCCACUGCCUCCAGCCCACCCCAGGAGCACAGCCGCUCUGCCUCACCCUCUCAGGUACCUGUCUUAGGGUGGAUGAGUGUAGGGUCUUCAUUGGUGCCCCACAGCCCUAUGUGGCCAACAUCCACUGCCUGAGCCACACUCCCUCGGGGUCAGAGGGUGUCUUUCUGGGUGGCCAUAUGCUUUGGGACCUUGUCCUCACCUUCCAGUGCCCACAGUCAUGUACCUACAGAAUGCCUGGGAGUGUCUGCCUGCCUUCCCUCCUGUCACUGACCAGUCGGGCAGGAUUGGCUUCUCUGCUCACUUCUCAGAAACGACCUCAGUCCACAGACUUCAUUGACCCCCUGGCCAGCAAGAAGCCCCGCAUCUCACACUUCACACAGCGAGCACAGCCCACCCUCAAUGGCAAGCUGGGUGCCCCCAAUGGCCACGAGACCCUGCUGCCCACCCUGGGGUCCACCCCUAUGGACACCCUCAGCUCUAGCCAUUUGCCCCCACGACUGGAGCCCCCAAGACUGGAGCCCCCACGGACCCAUGACCCCUUAGCUGAUGUCAGCAAUGACCUAGGCCAUAGUGCCCAGGACUACAAGCACCAGGAGGCCGCCCAAGCCCCAGCCCCAGCCUCAGCCCCUCACCUCAGCCUGCCCCUGCUGACGGACUUUUCCCAGUCUGAGCGACCUGCUGGCUCCUCGCACACCCAUAGCCGACCCAAGAGGAAGUCCAAGAAGCACAAAGACAAGGAACGGCCCCCUGAGGACAGGCCCCCCGCCCCACAGCCUGAUGCCCCUGCGCUGCUCCCAGAUACCCCAGGUCUGAAUGGAGCCUGUGCCAGUGUCCCCACGUCUACUUCUGAGACCACGGACUAUUUGCUGAAAUACCCCGCCAUCUCGUCAUCAGAGCAGCGUCAGAGCUACAAGAACGACUUCAAUGCUGAGUACAGCGAGUAUCGCAGCCUGCACGCACGCAUUGAGCAGAUCACGCGCAGGUUCACGCAGCUUGAUGCACAGCUCAGGCAGCUGAGCCAGGGCUCCGAGGAGUAUGAGACAACUCGUGGACAGAUUCUUCAAGAAUACCGGAAAAUCAAAAAGACCAACACCAACUACAGCCGAGAGAAGCGACGCUGUGAGUACCUGCACCGCAAGCUGGCACACAUCAAGCGGCUCAUCGCAGAGUAUGACCAACGGCAGCUGCAGGCCUGGCCCUAGCGUGCUAGUGGGCAGUCCUGAUGCUCCGCCUGCCUUUUCUAGUUUUCUAUGAACUCGGCUCUUUAGCUGCCACAGAGACCGUCUAUUUUUGUACUUUUUCUACUCUGUGCCUCCUCCGCGGCCCACGCCUCCAGGGAAAGUCAGCAGAGCACCAGGUCCUGGCCACUACAGCUCCCGGCUGUGCCCUCGGCAGCAUAUGGUCGUCAGCCCCCACCCCGCACACACACCUUCAUGUCACCCCGAGGCUGUGUGGUCCUGUGCUGCUGGCCUCACUCUGUUCCUCCAUCCAUUUGUGGGUCAUGGGGUCCUCUCUGCUGGGUUCCCUCGGGGUGGGGGUGGGGGCCUGAAAGUGGUGCCUUGCUUGCCUUUUCCAGGGCGCAGGCCUGUGGCCCCCAAUUGCUGCUUUCUUACUGUGCCUCGUCUUCUCAUACCCCAAAUCCUAGGGGCCGUUGGUGUGUGUGUGCAUGUGUGUGAGAGUGGGUUCUGAACUGUGCACAUUCAGAGAAGCUACGCUGAAGAUGUGCUGGGGGCGGCAGGGUCACUCCUACCCACAGUUGCAGAACAGGGAGGGCAGAAACUAAAAUACAGAUGUC